Messenger RNA from Melanotaenia boesemani (Boeseman's rainbowfish), 1407 nucleotides. It is a transcript of the gene csf1b, whose product is annotated as colony stimulating factor 1b (macrophage). The transcript is spliced from 9 exons. Gene Ontology annotation, molecular function: growth factor activity; cytokine activity. Gene Ontology annotation, cellular component: membrane. Lineage: Eukaryota; Metazoa; Chordata; Actinopteri; Atheriniformes; Melanotaeniidae. The coding region runs from base 177 to 992 and encodes 271 amino acids. The record is from RefSeq and is a predicted model, not a curated record.
GGAGGAGGAGCACAUCGGGCAAUGCCUUGAAGAACAACGCCACAUGACAAAGUGUCAAAUUUACUUAACAACAAAUUCCUUUCUCUGGAGUGGAAGUGGAUAUUUGAAAAGGAUCUCUUUGCGUCAAUGUAUGUGAUAGAGGAGUCUGGAGUUUUCCAAAGUCAAACACAUACCAGAUGACCAUCCUUGUGUCAACCCUGAGUCAGAGCAAAGCAAAGUUGCAGGUAAAGUGUCUGUGUAUGCUGUUGUUCCUGAGCUUCCCCCUGACAAUGGCUGAGGUCCCUGGCCCAUGCAGACACUCAAUCACUAGGGAACACCUACUGACAGUCAGGCAAUUGAUCGAUAACCAGUUGAAAAGUGGGUGUUCAAUAACCUACACAUUCAUAGAACGAAGAAGUUUGAGCAAAUGCUGCUUUGUGAAAGCUUCUUUACCCUGGAUCCUGGAGCUGCUCACCACCCACUUCAAGUAUAAUCGGGGUUCAGUAAAUGAUGGCUAUGUUCAGUCCUUGAGAGCGCUCAUCCUCAACAUUUAUUCUCAGAAAUGUGUUCCUCAGAUUAAUGAAGAAGUUGAGGAUAAGCCAGAGAGUUUUGAGAUGCUCUACCGAGGAUCUCCUUCAGAAGCACUACAGAAAGCCUCAGAAGUGUUGUCCGUUUACUGGGAAUUGGUGACUACCAGUGACUCACCAGUCGACUGGAGGUGCCAGUAUGAAUACACAGAAACCUUUGGCUCCACCACAGAACUGCCCACAGACUCAACCACACAUUAUUUUACAGACAGUUAUGACUGGAACUCAGUAAAGGCCUAUAACAGAAAAGCAAUCAGAGACCUGUACAAGCUUGGCUUCAUCAUUGCAUCCAUCUGUGGAGGACUGCUGGUCAUUCUUAUGCUCUACUGUCUCAUCAUACACAAGAAAACUCACAACCAUCAUGAAUCAAGAAUACACACAAACACAAGGAGAGACCUGCAAGACAUGGAGAUGGAGCCACAGUAAUACAGUGAAGAAUACAUCAUCAUCAUCGCAGCAGCAGACGGAGCACUUGGGAUGCAUCACAAACAAGUUUUUAUGUCUUUAUAUUUGUAUCCAGCGUACCUAUUUAAUCAACAGCUUUGCUUUGACUGAGAACAAAGAUGAACCCUAUUUUGAAAUGAUGUGCUGUGUAUAUCAUGCAUUAUCUACUGCAGAUAUCUUUUCAAGCUCACUAAAAAAUAUAUUUUUUACAAUAGUCAUGUAUGAUUGAAUGUGUUUUCAUUUGCUUCCACUUAACCACUUUUAAUGUUGUUUGCCAAAUAUUUGCAUAACUUAUUUAAUAACUCUAUUCAUUUACUAAAUUGAUAAUAAAAAGUUAACAAUACAAAACUCAAAGCUAUAAUGCUCUCAGCUGUCAACUGCAAGUCAUUGUAUAUAA